UCUAAGGCAAUCAAGGCUGGUGAUUGGGUUUUGACCCAGGGAACAGGUGGCGCCGGCUUGGCUGUAAUUCAAUUUGCUGCUGCCGCAGUUGCUACUAUUGUUUCUAUUAUAUUAUCGAAUAAGAAGGCUAAAACUCUUAAGGAGCUUAGUGCUAGUUAUAUUAUUAACUAUUAA
Messenger RNA from Fusarium redolens, 174 nucleotides. RefSeq lists its product as uncharacterized. The annotation marks the transcript as partial. The transcript has a single exon. NCBI's taxonomy places the organism in Eukaryota, Fungi, Ascomycota, Sordariomycetes, Hypocreales, Nectriaceae. The record is from RefSeq and is a predicted model, not a curated record.